CUGGCUCGUCGACCGUGACGUGGGACGCUGGCUCGUCGACCGUGACAUGGGACGCUGGCUCGUCGACAGUGACGUGGGACGCUGGCUCCGCGGCUGUGACGUGGGACCCUGGCUUGGUGGUCGUGACGUGGGACUCUGGCUCGUGAUCCGCCUCCCCCACAGUGAACGGGCUGUAGAUGAGCACUGGUGCAGCACUUUGAAAGUCUUCCGCUGAGAGCUCUGUCAGUAUGCAGUGUUUGUCUUUGUCUAUGAGGCUUGCUAUAGGCCUCUGCAGGUAUGUCAGUGUACCACACUUAUCACGCUCAUCUGUAUUACUGCAGCAAAACUACGUCCUUCAUCCCAGGUACAGCAGUACGACAGUAAAUCAGAGCACGGCGUCCUACAGCUACGUGAUAAGUGGGGCGGGAUCUGCAGGCUGCGUGCUGGCCAACCGCCUCUCGGAGAAUGCGUCUGAUUCGGUGCUCCUGCUGGAGGCGGGGCCUAAAGACAUGCAUCUUGGCAGCACCCGCCUGUCCUGGAAGAUUCACAUGCCCGCCGCGCUGACAUAUAACCUCUGCGAUGACAAGUAUAAUUGGUUUUACCACACAUUACCUCAGGCAGGCAUGGAUGAGCGGGUGAUGUACUGGCCUCGCGGGCGAGUUUGGGGUGGCUCGUCGUCACUCAACGCCAUGGUGUACAUCCGCGGGCAUGCCGAGGAUUAUAACCGCUGGCAGAGGGAGGGCGCAGAGGGUUGGGACUACGAUCACUGUCUCCCGUACUUCCGGAAAGCCCAAACGCAUGAGCUGGGAGCGGACCUAUACCGAGGGGGUGACGGACCACUGCACGUCUCGCGAGGAAAGACCGAUCACCCUCUGCAUCACGCAUUUAUCAAAGCGGGUCAGCAGGCAGGUUACCCCUUCACUGAUGAUAUGAAUGGAUUCCAGCAAGAAGGAUUCGGAUGGAUGGAUAUGACCAUCCACAAAGGUAAACGAUGGAGCACAGCGAGUGCUUACCUUCGCCCUGCCCUCUCCAGACCCAACCUGACAGCAGAGGUCGGUUGCAUGGUGACCCGUAUCCUUUUUGAUGGGAAUCGAGCUCGAGGGGUCGAGUUCCAGCAGAAUGGACAGACGAAAAAGGUGUUUGCUGAUAAGGAGGUGAUUCUCAGUGGAGGAGCCAUUAACAGUCCUCAGCUCCUCCUGCUGUCUGGAGUGGGAAAUGCAGAUGAGCUGCACAAGCUGGAUAUUCCUGUGACUCAACACAUCCCAGGUGUGGGCAGAAAUCUUCAGGAUCAUUUGGAGUUGUAUGUUCAGCAUCAGUGCACUCAACCCAUCACACUGUAUAAAGCACAGAAGCCAUUUUUCAUGCUAAAGAUCGGUCUGGAGUGGCUCCUGAAAUACACAGGUUAUGGUGCUACAGCUCAUUUGGAGAGCGGUGGUUUCAUUCGCAGUCGGCCUGGCGUUUCUCAUCCUGAUAUUCAGUUCCACUUCCUGCCCUCUCAGGUCAUUGAUCACGGACGUGUUAAAUCCAAGAUCGAAGCUUUUCAGGUGCACGUUGGACCCAUGAGGAGCACAAGUGUUGGUUGGAUCAAACUCAAGAGUAAAGACCCGCAUGCCCACCCCAUCAUCCAACCCAACUACCUCUCCACGGACACUGAUGUUUUGGAGUUCAGAGAAAGUGUGAAGCUCACGCGAGAAAUCUUCGCUCAGAAAGCCUUUGACCCGUUCCGCGGCCCCGAGGUGCUGCCCGGCCCUGCCGUCCAAUCAGAUGCGGAGAUUGAUGCAUUUGUUCGGCAAAAGGCGGACAGCGCAUACCACCCAUCCUGCACGUGUAAGAUGGGCGGAGCGUCUGACGUCAUGGCAGUGGUGGAUUCUGAGCUGCGUGUGUACGGUUUGGAGGGGCUGAGGGUGGUGGAUGCGUCCGUCAUGCCCAGCAUGGUGAGUGGCAACUUGAACGCCCCCACGAUAAUGAUCGCGGAGAAAGCAGCAGACGCCAUUAAAGGGCUUCCCUCACUCCAUGACCCGCAAGUGCCUGUUUACCAGCCCACCAGUCUACACACACAGAGAUAACAAUGACAUUUGGCCUGGACCAGAUAUGAUCAUACAUUUAAAGGGAUCGUUCAACCAAAAAUGUUUAAUCACCCUCAAGUUGUUUCAAACCUAUAUGACUUUCUUACUGUUGUCGAACACGACCACAUCUGUCAAGCACAAAAACACAUAAAAAACAUAAUAAAAGUAGUCCAUAUGACUUGUGCGCUAUAUAUUCCAAGUCUUCUGAAGUCAUUCGAUAGCUUUCUGUGAUGAACAGACACAAACUGAAGUGGAUAUUCACUUCUGUGAAGCUUUCAAAUCUAAUUUCUAAAUUACGAGUAAAUGCUAGUUACGAAACACAUGAGAUUUAUUUAAGAAUUGAUUAUUAAUAUUAUAUUAAUAUAAUGCGAUACAGAUACUGUCUCAGAUUACACAAACCUUCUCGCAACAAACACUGAGCAUGCAAGAUUAUUGUCUUACAGUGACACCUAGUGGCCUGGAAGCUGCAUCAUUCAAAAUCAAUAGUUUUCAGUUACAGGUGCCAUUAUAGAAAUUUACUAUGCACAGUAAGCCUGGAUUCAUUUAAUCCUUGAAUGAAAGUGUCCAAUAACAGGGCAGUUACUGAGAUAAAGCGAAUAGUAUUCAGCUGGUCAUGUGAUUCUAACAUGUAGAAUAAAAGAGCUUUUAUAAGGUUACUAAUACGAUUGAACUCUUCAUCUCACAUGAGGGGUCAAGAUUUCAUACAUAUGUUUCAGUAUUACUAUUCAUUUCUUUUAAAUCAAGAAAAAAAUGACGGAGUUCACCUUUAAAUGAAGAAAGUUAAUGCUGCCGCAUUCACCCCCUGUGACACUAAAUAGGAUUAGUGGGUAAAUGGAUAGAUGAACUAUGCUUUUAAGAAGUGUUUAUGUAGUUUUGUAUAAUGGUACAUGUGUGUAUAGUCAAAAAGCCAGUUUUCUUGCCAUGAAUUAAUCACCUUUCUAAACAACCUUAAAGUGUCAUCCACAAUGCUGGAGUCCUGUAAACAGCCAGUACAGUGUGUCUUCAAUUCUGACGUGCACUACAAUAAUUAAUUUAGUUAUAAAAAGGAUAACGAUUACUAUCAGGAGCACAACAUGAUGUGAUGUAAUCUGUAAGUGCCUUGAUUUUAGUUGUAACAGUGUUGAAUGUACAGUCAUGUGAUCAGGGACCUAAAAAUACCAUCAUACAUCUUUUGUAUGAUAAAUGCAGUUUAAUUUUAUUUUAUUUCUUAAAUGAAAGUUACUCAAUCACACAGUGGUUGAGUAUUGACAGAAGUGGUGUAGCCAAGUGUGUGCCCACCCUAAUUAGACCCUGGCCCACCCAGAAUAUUAGAGGUUUUUCUUUGACUUAAAAUAUAUAUGUAUAAAAUAGUGUAAAAAAAUGCAUAAAUUCUGAUUUCUGAAAGUGUGAAAGAACUUUUUGGAUGCGCCGCUUCUCUGUUGUUAUGUAAAAUGUGGUUUAAAAAAAAUUGGGGCGAAAACUUGGCCCACCUAAAAUAAAUUUCCUGGCUAUGCCUUGAUUGACAGCUAGGAUUUAUAGCACAUAUUUUACCAAUAAGCACACCUUUGCAAUUAUGGAUUAUAAUCAUUGAUAAUUAUGAACAAAACAUUGCAUUAGCUGACUAACAAUAGGACAUUUAAUGACAAAGUAUCUAUCUAUGCAAAUAAUUGUUUAUUGUUUACAGUGAGAGAGAGAUUUUAUGCUUUUUCUUUAACAUUUCAAGAUUUCUAUACUGGUACAAUGUAUAUAUAUAUAUAUAUUUUUUUUUUUUUAGUUUUAUUAAAUUGGAUUUAAUGAAUUGUAAUAAUGAGAAAAUGAGAGAAGUAAUGUACAAAAUGCACAUAAAAACACUUCAGCAAA
Messenger RNA from Myxocyprinus asiaticus (Chinese sucker), 3884 nucleotides. RefSeq names its product choline dehydrogenase (gene chdh). Gene Ontology annotation, cellular component: mitochondrial inner membrane. Gene Ontology annotation, molecular function: choline dehydrogenase activity; flavin adenine dinucleotide binding. The coding region runs from base 228 to 2045 and encodes 605 amino acids. The transcript has 8 exons. Lineage: Eukaryota; Metazoa; Chordata; Actinopteri; Cypriniformes; Catostomidae. The record is from RefSeq and is a predicted model, not a curated record.